Molecule: messenger RNA, 2191 nt
Organism: Pogoniulus pusillus (Red-fronted tinkerbird)
Lineage: Eukaryota; Metazoa; Chordata; Aves; Piciformes; Lybiidae
Gene: RRAGD
Product: Ras related GTP binding D
Exons: 7
Coding region: 154-1353 (399 amino acids)
Biological process (GO): negative regulation of autophagy; cellular response to starvation
Cellular component (GO): lysosome; nucleus; Gtr1-Gtr2 GTPase complex
Molecular function (GO): GTP binding; GTPase activity
Source: RefSeq, a predicted model, not a curated record
CAGGCUGCGCCGUGCGCUCCGCCGAGCCUUGUGCGGGGGAGGGAAGCGGCGACAAGGAGCAGCGGCGGGGCGCGGCGCCAGCGCGGCACCUGGGCCCCCCGCGCCCCCCGCAGGCUGAGGGGCCCUCGGAGCCCCGUCGGGAGCGUGGUCGGCAUGAGCCAGGUGCCGAGGAAGCUGCCGGAGGAGGAGGGGGACGAGGAGGAGGAAGAGGAGGAGGAGAUCGUGGGCUUGGCGGGCUAUGCCGACGGGGCCGAGUCCUUCUCGGACGGGGACGCGGAGAGCGGCGGCGAUGAGGCGUUUUUGGAUUUCAAUGAUCCCUUCAGUACUGAAGUUAAGCCAAGAAUCCUGCUCAUGGGAUUGAGAAGAAGUGGGAAGUCUUCCAUUCAGAAAGUUGUCUUUCACAAAAUGUCACCGAAUGAGACUCUCUUCUUGGAGAGCACAAACAAGAUCUGCAGAGAGGAUGUUUCCAACAGCUCCUUUGUCAACUUUCAGAUAUGGGAUUUUCCUGGGCAAAUUGACUUCUUUGACCCUACAUUUGACUAUGAGAUGAUUUUCAGAGGCACUGGAGCACUGAUAUUUGUUAUUGAUUCUCAGGAUGAUUAUAUGGAAGCAUUGGCUCGUCUGCAUCUUACUGUGACCAGAGCCUAUAAAGUGAAUCCAGAUAUCAACUUUGAAAUCUUUAUCCAUAAAGUGGAUGGUUUAUCUGAUGAUCACAAGAUUGAAACACAAAGAGACAUUCACCAGAGGGCAAACGAUGACCUUGCAGAUGCUGGAUUGGAGAAGAUUCACCUCAGCUUUUAUCUGACAAGCAUAUAUGAUCAUUCUAUAUUUGAAGCAUUUAGCAAAGUGGUACAGAAACUGAUUCCACAGCUCCCAACACUGGAAAACCUGCUUAACAUCUUUAUUUCAAAUUCUGGGAUUGAAAAGGCAUUUUUAUUUGAUGUAGUCAGUAAGAUCUAUAUUGCAACAGACAGCACUCCCGUGGACAUGCAAACUUAUGAGCUCUGCUGUGAUAUGAUAGAUGUUGUGAUUGACAUCUCUUGUAUAUAUGGGCUAAAAGACGAUGGCACUGGAACUCCUUAUGACAAAGAGUCAAUGGCAAUCAUAAAACUGAACAACACAACUGUCCUUUACUUAAAAGAGGUGACAAAAUUCCUUGCUCUUGUUUGUUUCGUCAGAGAAGAAAGCUUUGAGAGAAAAGGAUUGAUAGACUACAAUUUCCACUGUUUCCGAAAAGCCAUACAAGAAGUAUUUGAAGUCAGAAUGAAGGUAGUAAGAUCUCGAAAACAUCAAAGCCACAUGCCAAAACCCAAAAGACCCACUCCCAACGGGACACCCAGAAUGCCACUGUGACAGAGGUGUUCUGGCAUUGUGGCAGGCAAGUUUCAUCAAGUUGCUGCGACUUCUGCAUCUGGUUGCACUGAGUGAAGUGGAAAACGGAUGGGACUGGUGUAAGACUUUCCCUUGAACGUUCAGGAAGCACUGGUUAAAUAUUUUUAUCCAAUCAGUUUUUUUGUUUUGGGUUUGUUGUUUGGGUUUUUGUUUUUUUUUUUUUCAUAUAGUGAGCACUUUGAACAAAAAUGUUGUAUAUAUCUAAGCAUUGAGGUGAACAACUGUAAGGAUUUUCUUAAUAUAUGCUGUAAAGCUUUUUUCAUGCCGUACUAAGAAGAAAAAAAACCCCAACCAGCUGUGACAAAGGAAUACUGGGUACAUAAUUUGCACUUUUUCAUGUUUUCCUUGUGGAGUUGGACUUUGAUAAACUUAAUUUUUAUGGUGAUUUUGAUGCAUGGUGUCAGGUAAGAAAACAAAACUAAACUGUAUGCUGUAAGUUUAUUUACCUGCAACAAUCCAAUUGGUUAGUAAACGAUUGAAGAAAAACUUGGUACCAAUGCCUUUUAAAAUUUGGGACAGCUAAUACCUAACAUUCAUACAGAUCUAAUUUCAUAUAUUUUUCAAUUUGUAAGCUGAAGAAUGAUUUUGAAGUAUUACAGCAAUAAGCACCUUACCAGGGGUCCUAUCUGGUAGGUAAAUAUUAGCUUUUGUAACAAAAAACAAACAGGCUUUUGGCCAAAUUUCCUCCAGAGUUCACCAUAACACUGGUCGUGCCCUCUGUUGGGUCUGGUUGUAUUAUUUACCUCAACAUAUGCCACUAAAAUACCUUUCUAUAAAUAUAAUUGUUUUGUAAAAUGGC